This is a messenger RNA of Staurois parvus, 312 nucleotides long. Lineage: Eukaryota; Metazoa; Chordata; Amphibia; Anura; Ranidae. The record is from the annotation of a GenBank genome assembly.
AGGCAUCACUGAUGGGCACUGAAAUGCAGAACUCCUAUAUGGCACUGAUAGAUGGCACUGAUAGGCACUGUUAGGUGGCACUGAUAGGCAGCACUGAUGGGCACUGACUGUCACUGAUAGGUGGCACUGACUGGCAUUGAUAGAUGGCAUUGACUGGCACUGAUGGGUGACACUAAAAGGCAGCUCAGAUGGGCACUGAUAUGUGGCACUGAUGGGCACUGGCAGGUGGCACUGAUGGGUGACACUAAAAGGCAGCUCAGAUGGGCACUGAUAUGUGACAUUGAUGUGGCACUGAUGGGCACUGAAAUGUGG